AUGGAUGAAUGUAAAUCUGACAUCAGUGACUGCGAUGUGAAUGCAAGUUGCACUAACACGGACGGUUCUUACAAAUGCAAAUGUAAACCAGGAUACACUGGUGAUGGACACUCUUGUUCAGGUACUUAUACCUUCAUCUUCAAAGAUGACCUGAUUUAUUUUGCUUCCAGUAGCUGUUUUAGCUAUUUUUUCUGUUAAUCGUGUCAAAAUAAUGAUUACAGAAAUAAAGUAGUAAUGAUAUUACUGAUGUAUUGACGAAUGCAGCGAUUCAUUUAGAUUAGUUACUUCUAGUAUUUGCAUUGGAGGAAAUAAAUUUGCCAAACAGACUCAUGUAAAAAAUAUGCUGUGCCAAUAUUUCUCAGUGUAACGAUAAUCUGCAGGUUUAUGACAUGUAUGUGACGUAAACUAAGCAUUUUUUUCUUUGAAAUCAUUUCUAUCACACUAUUAUCUCACAACAUCACCGUUAUCAUCUUCAUCGCCACCUUUAACAUUACUAUGAUUACCAUCAAUCAUCACCAUCAUCAUGGUCAUCGGCUUUAGCGUUGUAACUCUUCAAGAUAUCGAUGAAUGUAACAAUGGAAACCAUUCGUGUGAUGUGAAUGCAAACUGUGAAAACACGAAUGGCUCUCACAACAUCUGUAAGGAAGGAUACAUUGGGGAUGGAAAAUCGUGCCAAGGUAUAUAGAAAUAGUUUUCGCGACAACGCAGGAAUAGUCAGCCAUGGUCUUUGUACCUGGAUCACCACUUCGCUCAUUUAAUCGUGAAUUGUGUGGCACCUCUCCACUAUAAUAAUUGUUAUGAAAAACACAUACAACAGUUAUUUAUUCUCACUAAUUCUCAUAAUUGUACCGGUAAGGAAGGAUAAACGAGAAACAGACAAUCAUAUUAAGGUACAGAAGAUGAGCCUUUCAAACAGCUAAUUUUAGGAUGUCAAUUCUGUGUUUUUUAGCCACAUCCUAUCAUCCCUACAAGCGUCAGCCAAUACAAUUCUUUACAUUUUUGCAUGUCAUGCGCCCGUUUGUAUGCAUGGAGGCAAAAUGAUAAAAUGUAAACUUUAUUUAUGGUUUUCCAGAUAUGAACGAAUGUAAAAGAAACCAACCUUGCGACGUGAAUGCGAUCUGCACAAACACCGAAGGAUCGUAUGUUUCUACUUGUCACCCUGGAUAUACUGGAAAUGGACUCAGUUGUACAGAUACGUGAUGUUUUCCUUUGGUUCCUUUAAACGUAAACGAGACUGUCGCCUUUUCUUGGCAUGUCCUUUAUCAGCAACAAACAAUAACCCUUAAUAUGAUCGCGAUAAUGACAC
Messenger RNA from Pocillopora meandrina, 1306 nucleotides. The record is from the annotation of a GenBank genome assembly. Lineage: Eukaryota; Metazoa; Cnidaria; Anthozoa; Scleractinia; Pocilloporidae.